Caretta caretta (loggerhead turtle) is the source of this 2066-nucleotide messenger RNA. It is a transcript of the gene SLX4IP, whose product is annotated as SLX4 interacting protein. The record is from RefSeq and is a predicted model, not a curated record. Lineage: Eukaryota; Metazoa; Chordata; Testudines; Cheloniidae.
UUGGAUUGGGGCAGAGAGGCUCCAUCGAGCGGCCAUUUUGGAUAGGGGCAGAGAAGCCGGUGGAGGCGACCGAGAGCGACACGCGCGGUGUGGGGAGGGGCUGGAGCUUUAUGCAGACUCAGCACCUGAAAAACCAGGCGAGGAGGCGACGGCAGUGCGGUGAUGAGGAUAUGAACACAGAUUUCUCUAAAACCAUAGUCCCCAGCAAUUUGGAGAUCAUGGUGUUACUGGGGCAGGCUCAUGCCAUGGAACGCCAAUUCUGGGCCCGGGAAACAAGCACAGAGUGGUGGGACUGCAUAGUGUUGCAGGGGCUCUGUUUGAACUGAUAAUCAUGGCAUCCAGCAAGUUUGUUAUUAAGAUGGGGACUGAAGCACAGAGAUUAAGUGACUUUCCAAGGUCACACAGGAAGUCUGUGACAGAACAGAGAAUUGAACUCAGCUCUCCUGAGUCCACUCCAGUGCUGUGACCACAAGACCAUCCAUCCCUCAUCAGUUCGGUUUCUUAAGAUGAAAAGUUUAUUGCAGAUGGUCUGGAGUGGAUGCAGGAGAAGGGUUGCUUUUGCCUUUGGAUGCCUUUUUCAUUAAGAAAAGUACUUAUGUCCAUUACGUUAAGCAUUGAGCUUGAGGAACAUGUGUGGGAACUUUGCUGUCCUAGUGGAUUUUCAUAUUUUGCCUCAAGGCUCCAGUAGAGACUCCAGCUGGUUUUCAGAUCAUGAGAAGGAGGAACUGUGCUUGCUGCUAAAAGACACUAUUGAUUCAAGAGUCAAGCACUACUUAGAAGCUCGUAAACACCGUGGCCAGUGGAAACACACGGAAUGCACACAAGCCAUUCCCUUGUUCCUAAAAGGUGGCAAUUUUCACAUUACAGCCUACUUCAUAAAGAGAUGGGUCAAUCUCCGUUGUGUGGUGGGGAAGCAGUAUCGCGAGCUGCGUGUAUUUCCAGACAAAUUUGUGGUUUGUGUCACUAGACUUGAAUCUAAUCCCAGUCUUUGGACAAGCAAAAAUGGAGCACUGCAGAAAGAAAAGCUUUCUAGUGGGACCUCUGAAUAUUUUGCUGAAUCUACUGAAAACAAAAAAUGUAAAAUUCCUCCGACUCGAGAGAUAAAGCAAGACAUCUUGCAAAAGAUUGUGAAAAGGACAGAAACAAGGAACAGUGACAUGAGCAAACCUCAAACCAGCAAGGACACAAUGCAAGUGUAUCUUGGCUCAGGGGACUCGGAGAUAGGGAGCAGGAAGAAGGAACAUCAAGCUCCUUCCGAUCCUCAGUCUGAAGUAAAAUGUAGGAGUAUAGGACAACCAAAGGAUUGCAUGAAUACAGCUGAGAGCAACUCGGAGCUUCCUGCCUUAGAACUGGAAAAUCAUGUUAAUCAGAGACAGCCAGAUGAUGCUAGCAGCCAGCAAACACUUCACUCCGCAGAGUGGUUAAAGAUGAGACUUCUAAGCAGUAACCCUCCAUGUAGCUGUGAGUCAGCACUGCCAGGUCCAAAAGAAAGUCAAAGAAUGACUAAAACACAGAAUCAACAAAAGAGUUGUGGUUCAGAGGAAGGGUUAGACCAUUGCAAGAAAGUAUCUUCUGAACAGGGUCAUUUAAUCCCCAGAGACGUAGAAAGGAAAAAGAGCAACUCUGAUUGUUUAGAACCAUCUUCGGAGGAGAAGUCCCUACUGAAUCCCAAGUUGUUUUCUAAGCAAGACUUGGCAAAAGCCAUGUCUGAUGAAGAGUCACUUACUUUGGGAAAAAUUCCCCCAAGACCUGUUUUCAUAAAAAAUAAUAUACCAGUAAUACAGACAAACCAAAAUGAGCCAGCCGCAACCACUGAAGAAUUAUCCCUAAUGCCGCUAUCCUCUUAUUUAAAAUUUAACUUCAAACCUUCAGAGAAACUUAUCCAAAAAAGAAAGAAAGAGGGAGAAGAUGGGCCCAGAAAGUUAAAACUACGGAGACUUAAGAAGUAAUGAUGUAUUAAAUAUUACCAAGGUGAAAUCAGUUGUGCAACCAAACUUGUAUUCAAUGGACCGACAUAUAUGGUGAGUUUUUAGGAAGCAGUUCUAAAUAAAGAGAAGUGAUCAAAA